This is a messenger RNA of Funneliformis mosseae, 411 nucleotides long. Lineage: Eukaryota; Fungi; Glomeromycota; Glomeromycetes; Glomerales; Glomeraceae. The record is from the annotation of a GenBank genome assembly.
AUGAAUUAUGUAAUUGCCAAUCCUAAAAAAUCAUCCCAAAUUUUUAAGGAAAAAUAUAUUAAUAAAACUGAUGUUAAGUUUAAUAACCCUGAUAAGAAGUAUAAGAUUCUGGAUGAUGGAGAGUACAGCAAUGCAGACACUUUUAUUAACCAUCCAGAAACUCCUACUACUCAUACAACUAAAAAUAAUGAUAAUCACAAAACACAUGACUUUUGCCUUGAUGAAUUUGCAAUGAAUUAUGCAAAGAAAUAUGUAACUUCAAUAGUUACCAAUUUUAAAAAAGAAGAAGUAGAAUCAAUUUGGAUCUCAUUAACAGAUGAUAAUGAAAACACUGAUUAUGAGUUAAAUAGUAAUAGUAGAAAUAUGGAAAAUCAAUGUGUAAUCAUUGACAUUAUUAAUAGUAUAAUAUAG